CCAUUGCCCACUCAUUCCCUUUAACUCCAUAUACUUUUCGGUGAUGUGCGAGCGUUUCUCGUCAGUGUUUUAGUGUCGACUUCACCGUUCAGGGAGACGGCGGUGCUGACGCGACGGCGCCAUCGGUGUUUUGCCGCUCUAGGGUUUACAAAUUACACCCAAUCUGCAAAAUAAACCAAACGCGAGAGGUAGGUAGUUAUCUGAAUGUCUAAUUCAACGGAUGAGAUGUUGAUUGCGCCGAAGGCGAAGAGAGGGAGGAACAGUGAGAAUGAGACUGAAAUUGAAGACAACAAAGACAGGCUCAGUGACUUGCAUGAUUGUAUUCUCCUUCACAUUUUGUCAUUUCUGAAAGCCAAAUACGCAGUUCAGACAUGCAUGUUAUCCAAAAGAUGGAAGGAUCUCUGGAAACGCCUUCCAAACCUUAUUUUACUCUCCGCAGAUUUUGACACAUUCAAGUUUUUCACCAAAUUCGUGUCUACCAUUUUGACCCGUCGUGAUGGCUCCACUGCGCUGCACGCUCUCGAUUUUGAGCGUAUGGGUUGCAUCCAGCCUCCCCUCAUCAAAAGAAUUGUGAACUAUGCUGUUUCGCACAAUGUCCAGCAAUUAGGAAUCUAUGUCGAAUGUGACAUGCAGCACCUGCUACCUUGCAUUUUCACAUGCCAUACUUUAACAUCUCUUAAGCUCAUAGUUUACCCUAAAGGUUACAGUGAUAUCACUUUAUUCCCUAAAUCUCUGAAUUUGCCAGCAUUAACCACCUUGCAUCUGGGGAAUUUCACCUUUUGCUCAAACGACAACGACCGCGCCGACCCAUUUUCUGCGUUUAACAGAUUGAAUAGUUUGAUCAUUGACCAUUGUAAGCUAAAGGAUGCACGAACUCUCUGCAUAUCAGGCAUGGCGCUCGUCAACUUAACUCUGUGUUGUCCUACUUUGGAUUUCUACACAAUUGAGCUAUCCACACCAUGUCUUUAUAGGUUCACUUGCGCAGAUUUGCCCUCUCAGUACCUCUGUGGGAGCGGUCUAUCUUCGGUUAAGGAAGUAAAUAUUGAUGCAGAUAUUUUGUUAAGUUCUCCGGAUCCUCCUCUAAUUCUCCUUAGCUGGCUGCAAGAUUUUGUUAAUAUAACAUCAUUGACUGUUACUACAAACACUCUUCAGGUUCUUUUCUUAGUUCCUGAUAUAUUGAAGAUUAAGCUCCCUUCAUUGGCUAACUUGAAAAGACUGAAGAUAAAACGGGAACCACUUUCAUACAUGCUGACACAUGUGAUGAGAGGUGUGAGGUUAAAAAAAGCAGCUACUGAGUCACGGAAAGAAGCUGCCAAGUUACGGAAAGAAGCUGACAUUUUAUGGAAAACAAGACGACUGCGAACUGCACCUUUCACCGAUGAAAUAGUGGACUUUUUGGUCCAAAAUGCGCCGUCAGCAGAAGUUGAAAUCAUAGAUUGCUUAAUGUGAAGUUGGCAUUCAUUUUUUUAAGAAGAUCUUGAUGCUAUGAUGUGAAUGUGAGAAUGGAACAAGUUACCAAUUCUGAAUUUGAUGCAUCCUAGUGUCAGUUUUGGUUGUGAUCAAGUUCUAUAUCUAUGAGUUCUUUUAUGCAGACCCUUGGGACCUUUGUUGUUUUCUUUACUGUCAAAUUUUUCAGCAUUAAACAUUCCUGUAAACUGUAAAGAGCUGGAUACCUUGACCAAGUUUGCAUGGUAAAUUAGUCAUUGCAUCUGUAUGCAAAGUUGUCCCCCCAUUUUAUGAA
Molecule: messenger RNA, 1741 nt
Organism: Lotus japonicus
Lineage: Eukaryota; Viridiplantae; Streptophyta; Magnoliopsida; Fabales; Fabaceae
Product: F-box protein At4g22280-like
Exons: 4
Coding region: 205-1449 (414 amino acids)
Molecular function (GO): protein binding
Source: RefSeq, a predicted model, not a curated record